UUACCUUGGCGCGUAUCGUCCAUCUUCUUUGUCCACGUUUUGUGUAUACCCGAUGGAGACGAAGAUGGAGCCGCUGACACCCCCUCAUACACCGCCCACGUUCGACAGAUCGAUGCAACAACAACAGCUACCGAUCACGUCGUCCAGAUGGAUCAGGUCCACCCAACAGCUGGCUGGAAGAUUCGUGCAACAACAGCCAACCGCAGGACAAAACGUCGGUUACCAGGCCGCGUUUAUCGAUAACUGGCUACGUGGUGCGGCGUUGUUAGCCGUCAGGGGUUGUUGCCCGCAGACGUCGUCCUCGCAUCCUUAUCACCAUCAGGGCCAUCAGGGUCUGCAUCCAGCGCUCCCGGUGCCGCCCCCGGCCUCGUUUCUCACCAGGAGACUGCCCGGCCAGAGGCCCAAGAAGCAAUUUAUCUGCAAGUUCUGCAACAGACAGUUCACGAAGAGCUACAAUCUCCUGAUUCACGAGAGAACGCACACCGACGAGCGACCGUACUCGUGCGACAUCUGCGGAAAGGCGUUCCGCAGGCAGGAUCAUCUUCGUGAUCAUCGGUACAUCCAUAGCAAGGAGAAGCCAUUUAAAUGCAGCGAGUGCGGAAAAGGAUUCUGCCAGAGCAGGACUUUGGCCGUGCACAAGAUUCUCCAUAUGGAGGAGUCGCCGCACAAAUGUCCGGUCUGCGCCAGAAGCUUUAAUCAGAGGAGCAACCUGAAGACGCACCUUCUCACGCACACAGACGUGCCGCAGGAUCUAAGGAUCGAGGCACCGGUGACAACGGAGCCCAGAAUCACCGCCCCCACGACCGUCAAGCAGAUGGCGGAUAGGGUGAGCGGUCUGAUCCCGAUUCAGAGAACCAGCACCACCACUCCUAAAUUGGGUUUCAGUAUAGAAGACAUUAUGAGACGUUAA
Dufourea novaeangliae is the source of this 910-nucleotide messenger RNA. It is a transcript of the gene odd, whose product is annotated as protein odd-skipped. Lineage: Eukaryota; Metazoa; Arthropoda; Insecta; Hymenoptera; Halictidae. The record is from RefSeq and is a predicted model, not a curated record. Gene Ontology annotation, molecular function: RNA polymerase II transcription regulatory region sequence-specific DNA binding; DNA-binding transcription factor activity, RNA polymerase II-specific. The transcript is spliced from 2 exons. Gene Ontology annotation, biological process: regulation of transcription by RNA polymerase II; embryonic pattern specification; embryonic hindgut morphogenesis. Gene Ontology annotation, cellular component: nucleus. Bases 53 to 910 code for a protein of 285 amino acids.